AUGUGGUACUUCAUUAGCCCACGAAAUAGAAAGUACCAAAAGGGGGACAAAGCAAGUAGAAGUACACCUUUGGGGAGUUGGAGGAUUUUAAGUGACGAUAAGAAGGUCCGUUAUAAUUCCCGAAUAGUAGGGACUAUCAAGACUUUAGUAUUUAAGAUACAUGGCACAGAAAGGACAGAUUGGGUCAUGCAUGAAUACAUGCUUCAUGACGAGAAACUAGCUGCAAAAGGAGUUGUUCAGAACUCUCACGUCAUUAACAAAUUAUUCAUGAAAAGUGGGAUAGGACCAAGGGUUAGGGAUGACCGCGGGGCACCCUACUUGGAGGAAGAGUGGAGAUCAGAAGAUGAGGAUGACAACGUACUACAUUCAACACGAUUUCACAGAAGAAGGAGAACAUUUCGAUUUGUUGUUGAGGAUCUUCUCACAAUAUUAGGGAACCCCCCUAAUUUCCUCUUAUCUAACAAUUGUGUCUUUUGUCUAAAACCGAACCAAUGCUAA
Messenger RNA from Spinacia oleracea (spinach), 498 nucleotides. Its product is annotated as NAC domain-containing protein 78-like. NCBI's taxonomy places the organism in Eukaryota, Viridiplantae, Streptophyta, Magnoliopsida, Caryophyllales, Amaranthaceae. The coding region runs from base 1 to 498 and encodes 165 amino acids. Gene Ontology annotation, molecular function: DNA binding. The record is from RefSeq and is a predicted model, not a curated record. The transcript has a single exon. Gene Ontology annotation, biological process: regulation of DNA-templated transcription.